Messenger RNA from Blastomyces dermatitidis ER-3, 1442 nucleotides. RefSeq names its product ATP synthase mitochondrial F1 complex assembly factor 2. Lineage: Eukaryota; Fungi; Ascomycota; Eurotiomycetes; Onygenales; Ajellomycetaceae. The record is from RefSeq and is a predicted model, not a curated record. The transcript is spliced from 2 exons. Gene Ontology annotation, cellular component: mitochondrion. The coding region runs from base 58 to 1212 and encodes 384 amino acids. Gene Ontology annotation, biological process: mitochondrial proton-transporting ATP synthase complex assembly.
UUUACAACAUCCCAUCCCCAUACAACUCACCCCCUCACCAAAAUCCACCAACACACCAUGAAACCAUUCCCAAGGAUAUCCCCCACAUUCAAUCCCAGGCCCCUUUCACGCCUGCCCAGAGCCGUUCACGCGCCCCUUCGGUCUCAAUAUGCACAUGUACACUCAUCGACAGCGAAGGCCGCAGUUGCACAUCCCAUAACCGUCAGCGGCCCGCCGCCAAAGCCGCCUUCCCCGUCGCCGGAAUUUCUCGAGCGCCUUGAGCGGAGGAAGAAGCAGUCGGAACUUAUACAGCAGGGUAAUAUUGUGGCAUCGGGGCAGGGGUCGUCGACAACGGCUACAGAGUCGAAGCCGCUGAGAAGGAGGUUCUGGAAGGAUGUUCAUGUUAAGGAAGUAGAUGAUGGAUAUCAGAUCUUCCUCGACUCGCGUCCCGUCCGAACACCCGAAAAGAAAAUCCUCAUCAUCCCCGCCUCAAAACCACAUCUGGCACACGCCAUCGCGCUCGAGUGGGACCUGCUAGUUUCCGCCCAGCAAGCUCUAAAACAGCACUUAAUACCAUUGACCUCACUCACAGCGCGCGUUCAGGACCUUGCCGCGGAAGAUGCCGCGGGCCAAAGUACCAUCCGCGAGCAAAUCGUGGCAUCCAUGAUGCGAUAUCUAGAAACGGAUACAUUGCUAAGCUGGGCGCCGGAAAAAAGCUUCUAUGAUUCCCAUCUACACGACAUGGAAGCAAGCGGCGAAGGGGUGACAGGGGAAAAAGAAGAAUCGCUGCGUGAUAUCCAGAUUAGAACGGCAAGGCCCAUCGUCGAUUUCCUGACUACGAAAGUGUGGCCGGGCAUUGAGAUCAGGCCCGCGCUACAGGAGAAUAGCAUUUUGCCCUCGCCGCAGCUGCCGCUUACCAUGGAGGUUAUACGCGGAUGGAUCUACGGCUUGCCGGCGUACGAGCUAGCCGGGUUGGAAAGGGGUGUUUUGGCGAGUAAGAGCUUGUUAGUGGCGGCGAGGUUUGUUAUUGAGUGGAGUGAGCAGUUCCGCGACCUGCAGGCGGAGGGGCGGAGGACGUUUGGCAUCGAGAAGGCGGCGGAGGCGUCGACACUGGAGGUUACCUGGCAGACGGAUAAGUGGGGGGAGGUGGAAGACACGCAUGAUGUUGAUAAGGAGGAUGUUCGGAGGCAGCUUGGCUCUGUUGUGCUGCUUGUGAGCGGGGAGCGGAGAUAGGGAGGAGGAGGAUGGAUGGAUGGUUACAUAGCUCCAAUAAGUUUUAAAUUCUGAGAUUUAGAGUGUGAAUAGAUAUUUUGUAUAUUACCAUGUGCAUUUACUUGAAUUAGACUUAAUGGCAGGAUGCCGCCUAAGAUCAAAAUCCGGUCAUUGUCCUGGGUGGAUGUUGAUGCAGAAUUACGCGCCCAGUUUUGCUGCGGAUCUGAUAUUCUACGUCAUUCAGAGCCGGA